This is a messenger RNA of Staurois parvus, 267 nucleotides long. Lineage: Eukaryota; Metazoa; Chordata; Amphibia; Anura; Ranidae. The record is from the annotation of a GenBank genome assembly.
AUGGGUCCCUGUAACGGCCUCCCAUUGCUGCUGGUCUCCAUCGCCACACUCUGCCAUGUGCCACUUUCAGUCUCCUCACACUGCUGGUGGAUUCCAUUUUGUCAUAGGGUGCUGUAAUGGACUCCCAUGCUGCUGCGCUGCCACCGCCACACUGUGGCUCCACACACUGGUUUUGGUGCCCCGUGACUGCCCAAAUGAGUGAAGUGUGGCGGUGAUUCUAAGAUCGACGGCACUCAUCUGCAUGUCAUAACUAUAAGUUAAAUUCGC